Cebus imitator (Panamanian white-faced capuchin) is the source of this 879-nucleotide messenger RNA. RefSeq lists its product as uncharacterized. The record is from RefSeq and is a predicted model, not a curated record. Bases 1 to 714 code for a protein of 237 amino acids. The transcript is spliced from 4 exons. NCBI's taxonomy places the organism in Eukaryota, Metazoa, Chordata, Mammalia, Primates, Cebidae.
AUGAGCCCGGAUCCUGAGGCGCGCCGGGCUCGGAGCCGCCAAACUUGCUACCCGCCCCCACCGCGGGCGGCGGCGGCGGCGCGGGGCUUGGUGCCUGGCCCCCGCUGCGGCUGCGUUCGCCUGGGAGCCGGGGCAGGAGCGAGCGCGGGCUUGGCUACUCUGGCUGGUUGCGCUCCGCACUGGGGGCCGGUUCAGUUCGCCUCCUUCCCCCGCGGAACUGCUAGGAUUUGGACUGCUGGCGCGGCAGCCGCUACCACCCGGAGCACCGAAGUCGGAGUCCCGGGACCUGCGGCCGAAAGGAGGGAGCGCGAGGCGCACGGCACCCCCACGGCUUCAAGCGCUCCAGCCCUGCCGAGCCGCGGUUGUGGUCUCUGCUUCCGCACCGCGGUGGGGGCCGCCGAAGUUGCCACAGUUCAGCCCCACAGAGUGGAAAAGCCGCCGAACCCUCGCGGUCACAUUUUGGCCUCAUUUGCAAUUUCUCCGGGACCUCCACCUUCUUUUCCCUCCCCCACCACACCAUUCUCUGGAGAGAAAAGCUGGGCUUUGUUUCUACUUAUGGGCAAGAAGAGAAUGCGUCCUCUCCCCUCUAUGCGACCGUUUCAGGACCUGACCUUCCCUAUGAAGAUCCCGCAGAUGAAAAAGAAAGCGAACAAGCAGGUGAAUUCCAACUCAAGAAGUCUGCUGUGCAAUCCAGAAGCUGAGCUGAAUGAUUAAGAGGUAAACUGAUGUCAGCUGACUCCAACUCAGAUUCAACUAAGGCCCAGAGGAAAUCUGUCUGCUUGACUGUUUAUUUUCGUUAAUGGAGUCCACAUGUUUUUUCUUCCACCUGGAGCGUGUUGCAUUUAAAGCUAACAUUAAAAUGACACAUCUUAAAGAAAA